AAAUCUGAAAUAGUUUUGUAAAGGGUGGCGCUUUAAGUCGGUCCGGUUUUUGAAGAAAUAUGGCGGAUGUUGAGUUAAUGAAAGCACUGAAAGAUCUGCCAAAUCGAGUUCAAACCGCUAGCAAAACAGAGCGGCGAGAGAUUCUGCAAAAUGUCGCCAAUGUGUUGUCAAACCCUGGCAUCAAUGAGAAGAUUGUUAAUGGAAUUUGCAAAACUAUAUCUCUCACGUUACACAGAUAUAAGGACACAACUUCCCAAUCUUACGUGAAAGAUCUAAUUGUGGAAUUAUUGAAGAAACAAACUGAGGCUACAGUAAAACAUAUGACAAAUGUGAUUGUAGAACAAGCUGCAUGGCAUAAGGCUGUAGUUCCUACUUUAAAUACUGCUUUAACUGCAUACCUUGCAUUAAAAUGGUCGAGAUUAAUCAUUCUACAUGGACAUAAAAACAAUACAGACAUUAAUACAGAAUUACCAAAGCUAAUUGAGGCACAAGCUGAUUUAAGUGCAGCAGCUUUGGCAUCCAUGGAUGUAAAACUCGCAGAUAAAGUAUAUACAUUAUUAGCACAUCAGUGGUCAAGUAUUAAAAAUAUAGAAACAUCAUAUGUGGAAACACUGGCAAAAUUGGAAGUUGGAAAUGGUGUAAUUGUUCUUGCCAGUUUACUUACAAAAUACUUAGUUAACGCAAAGAAAAGUGAACUUGUAGGAAAACUAAAGUUGCACAUCAUAGAUGGUUUUAUAAAAGCUACUAUUAGCUGCAAGAAAAAACCAGAUUUAUAUGUUGUUGAUACUGCUGUACCUCUUCUGCGUAGAAUAAAUCAUGACGAAUUUAAGAGUCAAUUACUGCCAGCUUUACAAAAAGCUAUGUUAAGAAAUCCAGAGAUCAUUAUUGAAUCUGUUGGUCACAUUCUCAGUGGUCUGAGUCUUGAUUUAAGUCAGUAUAGUCAAGAAAUAAGUAAAGGACUAUUUGCAAAUUUACAUUCUAAAGAAGAUUUUGUUAGAGAUGAAGCUGUUGGAGCUUGUCGAAGACUUGCUCUACAAUGUUCAGAUACUACUGCUUUGGAAAAUUUACUGACAUCUGUAUUUGCUGUAUUCCAUGGAUCAGAAGGAAAGUUGACUGUUGCAACUCAUAAGAUUUCUGUUUUACAAGGAGCCGGUAAUCUUAGUUACAAUGCAGCUUCGGGCAGUGGUGUUCAAAGAUUGGCGGAAACAGCUUGCAAACACUUCAUAAAAGUUUUAGAAUCCGAGGUUCAUGAGAAAACUUUAAUUCAUGCUCUUGAGAUGAUGGCUUUAUGGUCCAACAAGUUCGUAAACAAUGUUCCAAAAAGUGUAAUAGAUGCAUUUAAGGAAGGAAUGAAUGCCAAGACCUCGACUUCUGCUGUGCGCAUUGCUUAUAUUAAACUUCUUUUUUCUGCACCUGUAGUUUGUUAUUCUGGAAUAAUAACACCAUUACUUACGCAAUCAGUAAUAAGAGCUAUGCAGCAAAGUACUCAACCAGCUGCGGUAACUGAAGGUUUAGUAGCGGUUCAUUUGCUACUGAAAUUUGUCCUUGCCAAUCAAGUGGAAAAUGAUAAACAGACUACACUGUGGAAUGCAAUUGAUGAUCAAAUAUUUUUUUCAGAGAAAUUUUUAUCAGCAUGUGGGGAUGAUAUUUUAUAUUAUCUUAUGUUACUUUGUGAAAGACUUAUUACAGACUUUGCUGACAGAUUAAAUGAAAAGGCUUUGAAUGGUGUUUAUAAAGCAGUUGCAAUAUGUGCAACAGCUCCAAAGUCCAAUAUUAGGAAACGAUGUUUCCCAUUUGUUAAAAAGAUUGUAACUGGUUUGAGUACAACUAGUCCUGCACAAGAGCUAUUAGUGGAAUAUAAUAAAUUUGUAGAGACUGUAAAAAUAAAAUCUGAAACUGAUAAAGAAAAUAAAGAAGAUUCUUCCACUGGAGAAAUAACUGGUAGGUGUCUUGCAGAUGGAUUACUUGCUAUUUGUUCAGGUUCUUUUUCGUUUGAAUUACCUGCUAUGCAAAUGACAAGGGAUGCAUUGAUACCAUCACAUCAUCCUGCAGUUUUUAAAGCUAUGCCAAAUUUGUGGUUUAAAAUUGUAAAGAAUUAUAAUCUUAUACCGAAAGAUUUUCUAUGCUCUUUUAAUACCGAAAUUAAAAAACUGCUGGUACAGAACUUCAAACCUAAUGCCAGUUAUGAAAAUGCUCUAACAAAAGUGGUAUCAAUUGUACCAGACAUUAUAUUGCCUACAAUAGUAUCAAAUGUUACAAGUAAACUCGAUGAUCCAGAGAUUUUAAGAGUCACUAAAGAUGAAUAUUUCACGUACCUCACUCCAGAGGGUGAGUUGUACGACAAAAGUGUAUUACCGGCAAAUGAUGAGAAUGAUAUUCUUAACUCGAUGAAUAUGAAAAGAGAGAGUAAAGCAUAUUCAUUCAAAGAACAACAGGAGGAGCUUCAACUUAGACGAGAAUUAUACGAACAAAGAAAGAAAGAAGGAAAAAUAAAAGAACCGAAAUUAACACCCAAACAAGAGGAAAUUCUUAAAACGCAAUUGACAAAAGAAACUGCAAUUCGCAAAAAACUCACUGAAUUUAAAUGUAGAAUAGAUAAUGCUGUAUCUCUUGUUAUGUGUUCAAUUAAAGGGAAUGGACAAGAACUUUCUUUUUAUUUGAAAGAUCUUUUGCCACCAAUUUUGAAGAAUUUGGAGUCACCAUUAGCUGCUCCUGCAAUGUCUGAUCUAUAUAUUUGCUUGCAAAAUAUAGUAAAGAUCGGCAGUAACCCAAUGUUAAGUACCUUAGUAUCACACAUCACGUUACGACAAUUACAACCACAGUGUGAUCUGGAUCCAGCUUGGGAAGAAGAAAACCUUGAUACAGCAGUAAAGAGGACCUUAAAUCUUUUACACACAACUACGAUAAAACAAAAAAAAUUAUUUACUGCUCCUGCAUUUUGUUAUAUUUUUCCGUUUAUAAAGAAAACCUUGUUAUCUUAUAAAGAUGAUGGUAUGAUUGUUCAAGGAUUACAGAUAAUACAGGAACAUGCCAAGCAAAGAGGGGAUUCGUUAGACUUAAAAGACAUGAGGCAUCCUCGAUUAUUGCCCAGUAAACACAUGUUUGAUUUAUUAAUAGAAUUAAUGGAAAUAACAACUGGAAGAGUACAGACACAUGCUGUUGCAACCUUAUUAGAUGUUGCUCAAUCUGGUAGUGGUCAACCAGGCACUGCAUUAGCCACUAGUGAGGAUAUAGAUUCCUUAAUUGGAGCUUUACAAAAUUCCUUAUCUACAAUAAGGGAUGCAGCCCUAAGAGCAUUAACAGUCGUAAAACAAGCUUUCCCAUCUCAAAAAGAAGAACCUGUACAAUUAUUUCACCUUAUUAGGAGAAUAUGGGUAGCCAGGUUUGAUGUUUGUGAUGAAAAUAAAGUUCUGGCUAAUGAGUUAUGGCACUCAGCAGAAUUAGUAGUGCAUGCUGAUUCUCUUGCUAAUGAACUCAUUCAAGAUGUUGCACAUCCUGUAGAGCCUAUACAACAAGCUGCUGCCUGUGCUUUGGCACAAUGUUUAUCUAAUGUUUCCCAUUUGGUGCCGACAAUUUUGGAUAGAUUAUUACAGCUUUAUCAAGAUAAAUUAGCUAUGAUUCCACCAAAAUUAAACGAUUUUGGUCGUGUGGUUGAGCAACCUAUUGAUACUUGGGGACCAAGACGAGGUGUUGCACUUGCAUUGGCUCAAUUAGCAUCCCUUCUUAGUGCUGAAACAGUACUUAAACUUGUGCAAUUCUUUGUUUCAACCGGCUUGGGCGAUAGGAAUCAGGCUGUUCGCACGGAAAUGUUGACUGCUGCUGUAGCUGUUGUUGACCUUCAUGGCAAAGCAAACAUAACGUCUUUAUUGCCUAUUUUUGAGGAGUUCAUGGACAAAGCUCCAAAGAUCGGUAGUUUUGAUUCGAUUAAACAGUCAGUUGUUAUCCUUAUGGGAUCGUUAGCGAGACAUUUAGACAAAGAUGAUCCACGUAUUAAACCUAUUGUCAUGCGAUUAAUCGCAGCUCUUUCUACUCCAUCUCAACAAGUCCAAGAAGCAGUGGCUAAUUGUUUACCGCAUCUUGUACCUUCCAUUAAGGAAGACGCUCCAAAAAUUGUGGACAAUUUGAUGGAUCAAUUAUUGAAGUCAGACAAAUAUGGUGAACGUAAAGGCGCGGCUUAUGGCUUAGCAGGUAUAAUCAAGGGUAUGGGAAUACUCGCGCUGAAACAGCUUGAUAUUAUGACCACAUUAACUAAUGCCAUUCAGGAUAAAAAAAACUACAGGCAUCGAGAAGGAGCAUUGUUCGCAUUUGAAAUGUUAUGUACAAUGCUUGGCAGAUUGUUUGAACCUUAUAUCGUUCAUGUACUACCGCAUUUGCUGUUGUGUUUUGGUGAUUCGAGUCAGUAUGUCAGAGCAGCUACAGAUGACACAGCUCGAGUGGUAAUGAGUAAACUUUCUGCGCACGGUGUAAAACUUGUUCUACCCAGUUUACUAGCAGCAUUGGAAGAAGACUCAUGGAGAACCAAAACUGGGUCAGUUGAACUGCUGGGUGCAAUGGCAUAUUGUGCUCCAAAGCAAUUAAGUAGUUGUUUACCAAGUAUAGUUCCAAAACUUAUCGAGGUCCUCAGUGAUUCGCAUACUAAAGUUCAGGAAGCUGGUGCAGAAGCACUUAAAGUUAUUGGAAGUGUAAUUCGUAAUCCGGAGAUUCAAGCUAUUGUACCAGUCUUAUUGAAAGCUUUACAAGAUCCUUCCCAUAAAACAGCUACUUGUCUACAGACUCUAUUGGACACACAAUUUGUGCAUUUUAUCGAUGCCCCGUCAUUGGCUCUUAUUAUGCCUGUGGUACAAAGAGCAUUUUUAGAUCGUUCUACGGAAACAAGAAAAAUGGCUGCUCAAAUUAUUGGAAAUAUGUAUUCAUUGACAGAUCAGAAAGAUUUAACUCCAUAUCUGCCAACAAUUAUCCCUGGGCUGAAAACAAGUUUAUUGGAUCCUGUACCAGAAGUACGAAGUGUGUCUGCAAGGGCAUUAGGUGCUAUGGUACGAGGAAUGGGUGAAUCUAGUUUUGAAGAUUUGCUUCCAUGGUUAAUGCAAACACUUACGUCUGAAACAAGUAGUGUAGACCGGUCAGGUGCUGCGCAGGGUCUUUCAGAAGUUGUGCGAGGACUUGGCGUUGAAAAACUUCACAAACUGAUGCCCGAGAUUAUUAGUACUGCCGAAAGAACAGACAUAGCUCCUCAUGUCAAGGAUGGUUAUAUCAUGAUGUUUAUUUAUAUGCCAAGCGCAUUUACAACAGAAUUUACACCUUACAUCGGACAAAUCAUUAAUCCUAUUUUAAAGGCUUUGGCUGAUGAAAAUGAAUACGUACGUGAGACUGCUCUUAGAGCUGGUCAACGUAUCGUUACUCUCUACGCAGAUUCUGCAAUUAUGUUAUUGUUACCAGAAUUGGAGAAAGGACUUUUUGAUGAUAAUUGGCGUAUAAGGUAUUCCUCGGUGCAGUUACUUGGAGAUUUAUUAUAUCGAAUUUCUGGUGUCUCGGGAAAAAUGUCAACAGAAACGGCUAGUGAGGAUGAUAAUUUUGGAACUGAACAGUCACAUUAUGCCAUUAUUAAUGCUCUCGGUGCAGAAAGACGAAAUCGGGUGUUGGCUGGAUUAUACAUGGGUAGAUCAGAUGUUGCAUUAAUGGUACGUCAAGCUGCUCUUCACGUAUGGAAGGUUGUAGUAACAAAUACUCCAAGAACAUUAAGAGAAAUAUUACCAACGUUGUUUACACUUCUGCUCGGUUGUUUGGCUAGUACAAGUUAUGAUAAGAGACAAGUGGCAGCACGAACAUUAGGAGAUCUUGUUAGAAAAUUAGGUGAAAGAGUAUUACCAGAAAUUAUACCUAUUUUAGAAAAGGGUCUUCAAAGUGAUCAAGCUGAUCAACGUCAAGGUGUAUGUAUUGGCUUAUCAGAAAUUAUGGCAAGCAAAAAUAAAGAUAUGGUAUUAACUUUCGUGAUCAGUUUAGUGCCAACAGUGAGGAAAGCAUUAUGUGAUCCGUUACCUGAAGUCCGGCAAGCAGCAGCAAAAACUUUUGAUGGUUUGCAUUCGACAGUAGGUGUUAGAGCAUUAGAUGAUAUAUUACCAGCCAUGUUAACACAAUUGAAUUCACCGGAUCCAGCAGAAGCAGAGAACACGUUAGACGGUUUGCGCCAAGUAAUGGCGAUCAAGUCUCGAGUUGUUUUGCCAUAUCUAGUACCUCAGUUAACUACUCCUCCCGUUAAUACAAAAGCAUUAUCAAUUCUGGCAAGUGUUGCGGGUGAAGCACUGACAAGGUUUCUUCAUAAAAUCCUGCCAGCUUUGUUAACCGCUUUAUCUAGUGCUCAAGGAACACCUAAUGAAGUUCAGGAAUUGGAAUACUGUCAAACAGUUAUUUUAUCUGUUACGGACGAGGUUGGUGUUCGAACUGUUAUGGAUCAGCUUAUGGAAGCUACUAGAGCAGAAGAUCCAUCUAGACGACGAAGUGCAGCCACUUUAUUGUGCGCUUUCUGCAGAGAUACUCGAGCAGAUUAUAGUCAAUAUGUUCCUCAGUUACUACGAGGACUUAUUCACUUAUUUACAGAUGAUGACAAAGAUGUACUGCAAAUGAGUUGGGAAGCACUUACAGCUGUUACUAAAGUGAGUAUUUUUAUUUUAUGUACAGGUAAUGCCUGUAUAAUAACUUCUAAUGCUCAUAUUCAUUUGCAGACUUUAACGUCAGAACAACAGAUUGCUCAUGUACAAGAUAUCAGGCAGGCUGUUCGAUUUGCAGUAUCAGAUUUAAAGGGCCAAGAAUUAUUGCCUGGAUUUUGUUUACCAAAAGGAAUUACACCGAUUCUUCCAAUAUUCAGGGAAGCUAUAUUAAAUGGUUUGCCAGAAACAAAAGAACAAGCAGCUCAAGGAUUAGGAGAAGUUAUAAAAUUAACCAGCGCAUCAGCAUUACAACCAAGCGUUGUGCACAUCACAGGACCAUUGAUUCGAAUUCUUGGAGAUCGUUUUAAUUGGAGCGUCAAAGCAGCUGUUUUAGAAACGCUUGCAAUAUUACUUGGCAAGGUUGGAGUGAUGUUGAAACAGUUCUUGCCGCAAUUGCAAACCACUUUCUUGAGAGCAUUAAAUGAUAGUAAUCGGCAAGUGAGAUUAAAAGCCGCUUACGCUUUAAGCAAUCUCAUUGUGAUCCAUACUCGUGUUGAUCCAUUGUUUACAGAACUUCAUACUGGCAUCAAAACCGGCGACGAUCCAGCGAUUAGGGAGACGAUGUUACAAGCUCUGCGAGGUGUUCUGACACCGGCUGGUGACAAAAUGACAGAACCGAUGAAGAAACAAGUAUUUGCUACUUUAACAAGCAUGCUUGGUCACUCCGAAGAUGUUACAAGGAACUCAGUAGCGGGUUGUUUUGGAGCGUUGUUACGGUGGCUCAGCCCAGAACAGCUUGCAGUUGCAUUAAAUGAUCACUUGUUAUGUAAUGAUGCUAGUGUCGAGUGGACGCUUAGGCAUGGACGUUCUGCAGCAUUAUUCGUCGCGCUAAAAGAAUCACCAACAACAUUAUAUAAUAGUAAAGAAACGGAUCGUGUAUAUGCAGUUAUACUUUCGUAUUUAGCAGCGGAUCGAGUACAAAUAGUUAUGAAUGGAGUACGAGCUUGCGGUUAUUUGUUUCAAUAUCUUAUGAAUGAAGGACAACCUAUACCUCAACAAAUCUUGUCUCCUUUUGUGAGGUCCAUGAAUAAUAAUAGCAAUGAUGUAAAACAAUUAUUGGCUAGAGUUUGUAUACAUCUGGCUCGUAACAUACCACCUGAAAAAAUGUCACCUGAAUUACUUAAAUCGCUUCUUCCUAUGCUUGUAAAUGGAACAAAAGAGAAAAAUGGUUAUGUGAAAGCUAACAGUGAACUUGCUCUCAUCGCAGUACUUAGACUGAGACAAGGUGAAGAAGAACAUUUGCGUUGCAUGACAUUUUUGGACGCCGGAGCAAGGGAAUCCCUAUCGGAUGUAGUCAGCAAAGUAUUACGCAAAGUUCUUUCUCAGCCCGAAUGUAAAAUGGAAGAAUUAGAUGAUACCUUACUUACGUGAGGGAUGUUGUACGUCCUGGGGCUCAUUACAUGCUGCAUCCCAUCUAAUAAUCGUACUAUCCAUCAUUAUUCAAUCGAUUUUUAUAAAGAGACUUACUGUUCGUGUACUAGUUCCUUAAUAAAACAGUUAGAUCAGUCAACAUUGUAUCUCGAUAAUCAAUUAAAUAAUGUAAAACGUAACAAUCACUCAGUGGAAUUUAUGUUACUUAAAUUAAGGUGUCCCGCAUACCAAAUAAUUCGAAUAAUAAUUCUAGAUAUUUCUGCGCAAAAUAGUUCUUAUGACCGUCGUAAUAAUGAUACCAUCAUUCACAAUUUUAUUGUCAUUGUACGAAAGUCGUUUCCAAAAAAGCCAAUUUUUGUAAGCGAAACAAUAGGAACUAGUGAUGCAAAAUGCAUUUACAAAAAAUACCAAAAUCACGAAGACGUGUCGAGAAAUGAUGGAAACAUCAAUAGCAUUCGCUACACAUUCACUUUCUACAUGAUUUAUUUUGGUAUCCGCAGCACGUAUUACGAUGGAAGAUAAUUUAUUUUGUUCAUAUAGAUGUUCGAACGUUUUUCAGUGGAAUUACACGGCUGUUUGAUAUUCCAUGAAAAAAAUGAAUAUUGGCCAGCCCUAAUUUAAAAAUAAGCGAACCGAUAAAACAUUCAAUAUCAAGAAUUCUAAUAGUGCCACGCUCUGUCGUCGUAUAGACACGAUGCAUUAUCUUGUAUUGUAGUUAUAUACAUCGAUAUAUAGUUUAUAUUUUAGAAUUACGUAUAGAGAUUGUUGAGUCGGCUUGAGCCGUUCCAUAAUGACGCGAUACUUCUAGAUCCGUGAUCAAAGCGUCUGCGACCUCAAUUGUAACUUGUUUUAAACGUGAGACCUUAGCUCGCCUUUCAGUUCGAUUAAUAUCACUGUUCAUAAUUUACGAGUGCGCGUAUUCUGUACAUACAUAUUUCCUAUUAUACGUUAUAAUUUAGUAAAAGAAAUGUAUGCACUUUGUACUUUUGUAUGUAAGAUUCUGAAAUGCCAGAUAAACGCAUACUCCUCUUGACGUCAAGUCAAAUCUUUGUACUCUGGUUUUCUAAGUAUUUCUUUAACGAAACACUGUUUUCCGUAAAAACAAUUAUCUGGAAAUAUUGUUUAAUUUAUUCGAAGUCGAAGUGACAAAUAAAAAAGAAUGGUAACAUAAAUGUAAUACGUGCGAACAAGUUAGUCCUCCCAUUGUUAACCGAACAAUCUUGUGACGAAAAUAUCUUUAGAACAUAAUUUUUCAAACUUCUUCAAACAUUUCAAAGCCAUAUAUCGCAAUCCGUUAACAGUGUAUUUAAUCAUGUUCCAUGUAAGACGCAAACAGACGAUAAUGUGAUGGACCAGAAGUAAUGCGUGAUCACUGUAUUUUAAGUGAAAAGAGUUACAUCUUGUAAGCGAUUUAGUCGCAUUCUGUUGUUUCUCUUUUUAAGCCCCGGGAUUUGUAGGACAACGUUUCGCGCUGUACGUGCAGAAGUUCAAAUUUCAUUAUAUCGAUCUUUAUAUAAUGAUAUGUCAUUGAUUCACUCAUUUCAAAACCAAAAAUUUCGUUAUUGCUCGCUUAAGACUGAACUGUUCCAUCCGUGGCCGCAACGAAAGCCAACUGCCACACAUUUUUUACUUUUAUGAUGUUUAAUGGAUCAAUUUCCUACUUCCACUUCUUGCAAAAUUGAAUGUUUCUGUAUCCGACUCAUUAUAGAGUUAGUUUUACUACAACAACACAAAUCCUGCUCACGUUAUUUUGGCCAAUUGAUAUUCAUACGUCCAAGAACUCAUCAAGAACAUUAAUAAUUUCAAAAUUAAACAGUUUAUUUGAAUCGCAUAGCUUGCAUUUCAGUUUC
Nomia melanderi (Alkali bee) is the source of this 9925-nucleotide messenger RNA. NCBI's taxonomy places the organism in Eukaryota, Metazoa, Arthropoda, Insecta, Hymenoptera, Halictidae. The record is from RefSeq and is a predicted model, not a curated record.